AAGAGUGAGAAUGCUAUAAACCGCUUCAUCAUCAUCGUCGUCUUCUUCUUAGUCUUCUCCUUCUUCAAACCAUGGCCGCUUCUUCUGUGAUUGGACUUUUAUUUGCUUGCUUCAUUACCUCUGCUUCUGCUACUUUCUUCCUAAGCAUCGACUGCGGAUCAAGCUCCAAAUCCUACACGGACAACAACAACAUCACAUGGGUGAACGACGGCGCUUACGUUCGCACCGGGACAACCGGCACCGCCACCGUGCCGUUGAAUCCGCCCAUGGCGGCCCUCCGCUACUUCCCGGCAGGCAAGAAGAAUUGCUACUCCAUUUCCGGCGUGCCCAAGGGCAGCAAAGUACUCGUGCGGGCAACGUUUUACUACGGAAACUACGACGGAUUGUCAUCGCCGCCGGCGUUCGACCUUCAGUUCGACGGCAACCACUGGGUAUCUGUGGAAACUAAACUGCGCGCCGUAAUAUUUGCAGAGACGAUAUACGCGACCAAGGGGGAGAAUAUCAGCAUCUGUCUUGCUCGGACGAGGCCUGGGCACGUGCCCUUCAUAUCUUCUCUGGAGUUGAGGCUUCUAGACCCCCAUGUGUACAUCUACCACGACUUCACCUCGUCUGCUCUGAUCACGAUGAGCCGGUGGGCCUUUGGGUUAUCAGAUGUUGUGAGGUAUCCAGAUGACAAUCCGUCUGACCGUCUUUGGUUGCCUGUUCUCGACGGCAAAGGCUUCACCAACCUAACCAACAGCGCGAGCAACAUCAAUAUAAGCCUCUACGACGACCCCCCUGCAGCCAUUUUCGCACACGCAGUAACACCAAAUGAAACUGAUCUAUCCUUAAUUGAAAUGCCUACGCCCACCGGAUCCGCAGCUGCCUCUUUUUACUUCACCCUCUACUUCUCUGAAGUCGGACGGAAUCUUACCCGAUCUUUUCACAUUGUCUUGGACAAGAAAAUCAUCUCGCCUGAGCCCAUCGUCCCUCCAUAUGGGCGUGCCGUUGAAUUCAACUGCACGAACUGCUUCAUGUCCCCGAAUUCUACCCUUCAGUUGGUUCGGACGAAUGGCUCUGCCCUCCCUCCUCUCAUCAACGGCUUUGAGCUCUACAAGAUCAGCCCGCAACUUUCCAGUGGAACAUAUGCCACUGAUGUGACGGCGUUGAUUCAACUUCAGAGCCACUACGAGCAGCUGCAGCCAUGGACUGGGGAUCCUUGCCUUCCAUUGGGAUUCAACUGGGAAUGGGUCACCUGCAGCACCAGCCAGCCGCCUCGAAUUACUGCAUUGUACCUGUCAGGAUUGGGACUGAAUGGCAGCCCCUUUAACUUCAGUGCCUUAAGUGCUCUUCAGAAAAUUGAUUUGCACAACAACAGCCUAAGCGGACCAAUUCCUGACUUCUUUGGCAAGUUUUCUUCAUUGACGGAGUUGAACCUGGCAGAUAACAACUUCAGUGGAAUCACACCACCUUCACUACGUAGGCCCUCUUUGAAGCUAAACAUUUCUGGCAACGCAUAUUUAGAUGUCUCUGAGAAAUCAAGCAAUGGGACUAGGAACCACACGGACCAGAAUUCAGGGGGUAACCUAUAUUGGAAAAGGAGCAGUACAAGUGUUUUAGCGUGGACUGUGCUCACUUUCUUCCUCAUGCUCAUCUUUCUCUGAAUGACAUAUACUCCUGUCCUGUUUGUGCUUCUGGUUUCUUACAACUCUGUUAGGUGCCUUUUUCUGCAAUAAAAUUUGUAUCUUUGUUGCCUUCCCAUUAUCUCCACAUUUAUGAACCAUGCGCAUUAUCAUGUUCCUCUUUAAUCUUCAGUUUUAGAUUGUGAAGAAUCGAAUCAGUCAUCCCUCACUCCCUUCAUGGCUGUAAAUGGUGACCACAGUGGACCACAAUCAGUUUAUUGCUUUUAUUUUGUUUUUUUUUCUCUAUGGUUGUUGUCUAUAUA
Messenger RNA from Nymphaea colorata (pocket water lily), 1924 nucleotides. RefSeq names its product putative leucine-rich repeat receptor-like serine/threonine-protein kinase At2g19230. The coding region runs from base 72 to 1643 and encodes 523 amino acids. The transcript is spliced from 8 exons. Lineage: Eukaryota; Viridiplantae; Streptophyta; Magnoliopsida; Nymphaeales; Nymphaeaceae. Gene Ontology annotation, molecular function: protein binding. The record is from RefSeq and is a predicted model, not a curated record.